This is a messenger RNA of Hemicordylus capensis (graceful crag lizard), 8643 nucleotides long. RefSeq names its product leptin receptor-like. Lineage: Eukaryota; Metazoa; Chordata; Lepidosauria; Squamata; Cordylidae. The transcript has 3 exons. The record is from RefSeq and is a predicted model, not a curated record. Bases 1 to 891 code for a protein of 296 amino acids.
AUGGCUUUCAGAGAUGAGGCUGGCAAUCAACCAGCAAAAGAGAGAGAGAGAGAGAGAUCUUCUGUCUGGGAACCUGAAACCUUUGAGCAUCUCUUUCUCAAGCAUCCUGAAGCACUGUCAUUUGGUCCUCUACUUCUGGAGCCAGAAAUAGUGUUGGAAGAUGUCAGUAUUGAUAAAGCAGUGAAAAAAGAAGACACACAAGACUUACUCGCUGUUGGGUCACUGUUUGCAACCGUUCAAGACUUUGAGCAUGACUCAGCUUGCUCUAGUGGUCAUUUCAAUAGUGAUAGUCUCUCUGAGAGUGUCCAUGAUGUCAAAACCAGUGAAGGAACUACAGGACAAUCUAAUGUAAAAUAUGCAACUAUUAUAAGCACUUCUGUAUCAAGUAGGCUUUAUGAGCCACCAAAGGUUUUAAGCAGUUCUUUUGAUAGACUUUUGUUAGACCAUGAUUCUUUAGUUCCAACUUCUUUCUCUAGCGGUUCUUGGGUAGUGGGAAAUCGAACUUUUCUGAUAUUACCAGAUUGCCAUCCAUGCCCAUCCCGAAAAGCUUUGUCCCUCUCUGUUGUUUCAUCUGAGGGCUUCUCAGAACCUUCAGACCAGGAUAAAAGUUUCCCUGAGGAAGAUAGUCCAGAGAAGAGCAUGUUCUACUUAGGGAUGAACUCAAUCAAAAAAAGUGAAAGUAGUCUUUUUUUAACAGAAAAUUCAAAAGUAGUGUGUCACUUUCACACCAAUGCUCUAUUCAGAGGCAUGAAGUUUCCACAAGAUAAGCCCUCCGAUCUAAAUCUCUUUAACAACACAUGUGAAAACCCUGUUCAGUCCUUCAUACCGUACAUGCCACAGUUUCAGACCCUGACAAUUAAACUUCACGAGACAGCCAGCAGCAAAGCCUAAGUUCAUAUUGGUACUUAUCACCUUAAUGGUGGCAUUAACGUUUUACAUCCAACAUGUUUUCCUAUUAAUAACCCUUUUUAAAGGUUGGUAUUUUGUGCAAUGAUUUGCCACAAGUUCAGUUCUUACCAGCAGUCCACGUACUUUCUCUGGACGUUGUGCUUCUGUUUUGAGGAUACCACAAUGUCCCCAGGUACAUCAAACAAACAUCAACAUCAUUUUGUACUUGGUAAAAUGUGACUCUUCUACCAGAUAAUGCUAUUGUAUUUCUGUGGAAUGUGAUUGAAUGAAAAUCAUGAGCAUGUAAUGGAUAUUUGUGGUAGUGUUGCUAAUUUGACAAGCAACCAAAUCCUCUCCCCAACCACUCCAUUACUGCAUCAUUUUUGUGAACUAUUUUUUAAUGCACUAAAUAUUUAAUUUGUUGUGGGGACUAGACUCUUUCCAACUGUGGAAAGCUAGUGCAGGAGAGCUCAUUAAGCCUUAUUUCAUCAAAAAGCAAGAUGACCACACUCCUCUUCCUCUACCACUUAAUUAGCUUGCUUCUUCUUUUAAAAAAAUGUGAGAAAGGUUUGGGUGGAUGGGAUUCACUAACCUUCCCUUCCCUGCGGACGAUCUGUUGAAGAGGUUGGGUGCGUGGAUCGUGUGCCCAGGUGAUCCUCUGCUGCCCCAGGCAGCGUGGAGGGCUGGGGUUCAGGACACAUGGUCCCAGCCCCCAGAAAUCCCAUGAUGCACAAUGCAAGUGCGUGGUGUAUUCUGGGUAUCCCCCCGGUGAGAGGCAGGUGCCCCGCAGUCUCCAGCCCUGGCUGGAAACAGCCGGGGCUGGCAGACAAUUGAAAAAAUUGUCCCCUGCUAACUGGGCAAAGAGGCACCUUUUAUCAUGGUGAUUCUCUCUAUUUAGCAAUGGGAGAGUAACUGGCCCUAUCCACCCCCAGCACAGUACUUCCAAUGACUGUUGCUGGUGUCUAUCUUAUGUUUCUUUUUAGAAUGUGAGCCCUUUGGGGACGGGGUUCCAUCUUAUUUGUUUGUUAUUUCUCUGUAUAAACCCACCCUUAAAGGUACCCCCCUGCCUUGGAGCCUUCCCCUACCGGUUCCGUGCACAUUCAUUACAUUGCCCAUCCAUUACAUGGAGACAACUAAUGAGCUAUUGGUACUGGAAGAUGCUUGUGGAAGUGUUAAAUGUAAUUGAGACAUCUGUUAUUGGAUCAUGUGGAAAGGCCCUUAAUACACCCAUCUAUAACAGAUUUUUAUGACAAUCCUGUAGGGCUUUUACAAUGAGAAUUUGCCUUAGACUGCCCAAAUAAGACCUUGUAUCUACUCUCACUCAGUGCUCAUACACACUCAUGUAACUCCUUAUAUGAAUAAAAUGCUAGUGUGUUGUAGUGGUUUGACUAGGACUUGGGAGUUGCCGGUUCAAAUCUGCACUCAGCCAUUUGACCAUCUUGCAGAUGCUGGACAUCAAUUUCAUCAUCCCCAACUAUUGGCCACUGUGGCUGGGAAUAAUGGGAGUUGUAGUCCAAAAAUAACUAGAGGGCCAAAGUUGUGCAGCCCUGAUAUAGGAAAUGGACUGGUCCAUUGACAGUAUUGAAUUUCUGCAAUACCAGUAAUGAUGAUUGGCACCACACUGACUGCAUGGAGAGGAGCCUUGUGUAAUACAGGAGCACCUACACCUUGUCAGCCUUGAUCAGGCUAUUUAGAUAUCAAAUAAUAAAGCCAUUUGCCCAGUUUAAUGGGGUCAGUAGCAUCAAGUUUUAACUUGCAUGUUUUUAAAUGAGGGUCAUAGGUGUUGCUGUUCUCAGUAAGGUAAAGGUAAAGUGUGCCAUUGAGUUGGUGUUGACUCCUGGCAACCAUAGAGCCCAUUCUACCCAUUUCUUUGGUAGAAUACAGGAGUUUACCAUUGCAUCCUCCCGUGCUGUAUGAGACAAUGUCUUUCAACAUCUUUCUGUAUUGCUGCUGCCCAAUAUAGGUGUACUGGAUAAUUAUUUAAAAAGUCAGCAAGCCUGCCUCUCAAACCUUUAAAGAAAUUAAAUGUAGUAAAAGCUUUUCUGGUAAAUAAGUAACAUAUUAGCUUUUGUUUCUAUUACAGUGUGACUCUUCAACAACUGUAAGUCACAUCUCUUUGUCCAAUAAAAGAAAGCACUGAAAUAUGUCAGAUAUUACAAGAGCUCUGCAUGGUCUUAGUGAAAAGAUUCACAAGGAAAUUGACAUGACAUUCUGCUGUUCACUUGAAAGCAUUAUAGCAUGCUCAUUUUGCAGCGGAGAUAUUUCAUUUAAAUAGAUACAGUCUAAGAUCCAACCAAAUAUUUCUGUAAAGGUAGAAACAAAGACAGGCUCAGGCUUAAUUGAAGAAAGUGGGAGGGGUGGCAACCGAACACAGUUCCCUCCACAGAAGCAGCAGCUCAACCCACCCUCAGCACUUACUACCAAAUACAUUUCUAAAGAAUCAGUAUUGCUCAAUGUGAAGGACCAUUGCUUAAAAUCCUCUUUUUAAGGGUUUUAAAGUGCAAUGUAUAAGAGUUAGUGUGGUCUAACUGUAAGAUGGGAGUAAGUUAUGAGAGAAAUGCACACUGUGAUUAUUUGUAGCGAAGACAGACUCUCUGUGGGAUCAUGAAUAAAAACAUUCCUCUCCAUAAACAGAGCACAUUAGACUUGAAUCACAUUGUUUGCCCAUGUGUUCUUUUUUAUUGUGUGUAAAUAGCAGCUGUGGUGGGCCCCAACCAUUAUUGACAUGUGCUGUGGGGAAGGGUUGAUUAAUGGGCUCCCUCACAGCUGUUUGUUCCAGGAUGGAAUUAUAUAACCACCUUCCUGAAGCAAAGCCUGUCCAGAGAUACUCAGUGCCUAGAAGGAGACCACCUAGGAACCUUAUAUACUUCUGAGUUUCAUGAUGAAGAAAGGUAGUAAUGUAUACAUAGUUUUGUUUUAAAUUGGGCACUAGUGGCAGCUAGCCUCCUGAGGCAAACUACUACUACUAUGAAUAUUUAUAAACUGCUUUUCAACAAAAGUUCCCUAAGCGGUUUACAGAGAGAAAUAAUGAAUAAAUAAAGAAGAUUACUCUCUGUCCCCAAAGGGAUCACAAUCUAAGAAGAAACAAGAUAGACACCAGCAACAGCCACUGGAUGCUGUGCUGGGGUUGGAUAGGGUCAAUUGCUCUCCUGCUGCAGACCCUUGAGAGAGAGGGUGUGCAGACAGAAAAUGAAAUUGGGAGGUUCAGCCUUAAUCAAUUAAUUACUAAUGAUGCUUUCAGCUGUCUGUAGUCAACCAUAUGUCAACCUAGUACUGGUCAUGUGUUGUGUGUUAUUUAGGCAAUAAGGCUAAGGUAGGUGACUUCUAUGUGGCAAAGUCAACAAAGCUGACUUUUUUUCAUUGUAUAUUGAUCUACUAAAGUGGUUUUAUAAGUGCCCAGAUCAUGACUCAAUAUUCCAGAUCAGUUUUUCAAAGCUGUUGUCAGGGUGUGGCAAAUCACAAUUUUGCCAUAUUUACAAGUAUACUCCAAAUUACCAAAACAGUUGCAAAAGACAUCUGAGCAGGCUCUCCAAAAGAUGCAAAACUGAGUGAAUAUCACAAUGAUUACCUCACACAGGCAUCCUUUUAUCAUUCAUGCUAGCCCACCUCCUUACAGCUUAGCCUUAAAAAACCAGCUCAUACCAAAUGUUCAUCAUACCAAAGGAAGAGAGUUAGUCUUCUGGUAGCAAGCAUAACUAGUCCCCUUAGCUAACCAAGGUCUACCAUGUUUGCAUAUGAAAGGGAAACUAGAAGUGUGAGCACUAGAAGAUAUUCCCCUUAGGAGAUGGAGCUGCUUUGGGAAGAGCAUCUAGGCUCCAAGUUCCUUCCCUGGCAUCUCCAAGAUAGGGCUGAGAAAUAGUUCUGCCUGCAACCUUGGAGAAGCCGCUGCCAGUCAGUGUAGACAAUACUGAGCGAGAUGGACCUAUGGUCUGACUCAGUAUAUGGCAGCUUCCUAUGUAGAGAGUUUCCAUAUUGCUACCUACUUAAUAGAUGCACAUGGCAUAAGACCUCCUCUGAGGGAGCUGUGUGGCUUAUCGAUCACCAGCUUCACACAUGUAAAUGUGUAUUAGAUCUAUUAUUGGUUUUGUCAACAGGCGAAUAAAUAGCCUGGUAUCAGUACAUAUAGCCUGGCAAAAUGUCUUAAAAGCUGCAUUUGGAAUCCUAGAUCUUUUUACCAUAGCUCUGUUCUCUGCUAGCACCUUAACUUUUCUUAUUGCUGUGCCUCUGAAUCUAAACACUGUGCCUUACUGGUUUUUAUGUUGCUUAGUUAAUUGUAGUACUCAAAACCUGGAUUAGUAGAAUGCAGGGCCCAGCUUCUAAAGAGUUCACACAAAAUCAAGGGUCGUUGUUGGCUCAAGUAACCUAGGAUAACCAGCCCCUACCCUUUGAAUGCCUUUUUGAUAUCAUGACCAUCUUUUUACCUUUAUUUAAAACAGACCAAAGCAGCAGCAACAACAAAACCCUUGGUUCACUGCAUAGUGUUCCCUGGUGCAGACUCUGCUGCUUACAGUUAUAAGACCUGACUGCCCUAAAAUUGGGGUGUGUGUGUGUGUGUGUGUGUGUGUGUGUGUACGCAUGCACACACACAUAUGCUAUUGCUGCUGUGCACUCACCACAGUUGUUUUGAAUGUUCAGUUCCAUGUUUUAACCUGCAACCAAUGGGAAAGUCCCUUCUUUCUCAAUAGCAUGAUCCUUUGUUUUGGGAUCAUGGUGGCAUAUAAUAACCAGGCAGAAUAAAUAUACUAUACUACCUAGAGCAGCUAUUAAAUCCCAAAACUGACAUCCGGUCUUGUACUUUAUCUUCACACUUAAUUUAUAAAAGAUGCAUCUGCAUAUUCCAGAUCCACCAUCUGCCACAUUCUAUGCCCCAACCUAAUAUUUUAGUAAUUAUUGUAGCUAAAGCUAGUGAUAGCUAAAUUAUGUUUUUAACAGUGAAGAUUAGAAAUAUUGGCAACUAUUAUGUAAUGCUUUACUUAAAACUGCUCUUAAUCCACACCUAUUCUGUAAGAAAACCCCGCCCCCGCAACCCUGGUAUCUUUCCUAUGUCUUUAGAGAACCGUGUUGAACCUUCUUGUAAAGUACAGUAUUCAGUUGUUUGGAAAACUGGGGGUGGGGGGGGGAUAUGAAACAUGGGUACAGUUACAAGCUCACUCAUCUGAAUUGUCUGGGAACAUUCAAAAGCACUGGAUAAUAAGCACUUUGCAUAAAUGUGGGUAGUUUUUAUAUUAGUGGGAAUGGAACUUACAUGAAAAUGCAAUGAGGUUGGAUCAUGAGAGUUUUAAUCAUGUUCCCAGUUCAUACAUCACACAAUAGACUUAUUCACAUAAUCAUCUGAAUCUAGGUUUACUGUAGGUUACCAGUAUUGGCAUGGAUGUGUAAAUCCGUUCCAAAGGUGGGAAUCUCUGGCUGUAAACCACCUUGGCAUGGGUUCACACAAUCACUUAAAUGUUGGUAAUCCACACUAAACCUAGAGUCAAGUGAUUGUGUGAAAAAGCCUAAAAGCUGGAAAUUCGUACUGGAAAGUAAAAAUUAUGUGGGUCACCAGUAAACUCUACCUUAGACCUAAAUGGAAGUUAAGUAAUUAGAUGGAGCAGAAUUUACCAGAUUUUAUCUCAAGCCUUGUUCAUAUGCACAGAUGUUCAUUUAUUUAUGUCCAUAGAAAAUCUGAGAUUUUUAAAAGAUGCAUGACUGUUGGUCCAAAAUCUUUCUUCUAGAGAAUAGAAUUGUGUCUGUGAGUAGGUUCUCCCUUAUGUGCUUCUGGGUUAUUCUUAAAAUCUUUAUUCAGAAGGGAUUUCAGUAGUUUUGUGAGGGGUGAAAUAAUGCAAUAAUUUGGCUAAAUGGAACUCUGUCUACAAAAUCUCAUAGGCCGAGUAGAGCCACAACUCUAGUUGAGCCACCUGAGGUGGGAUUUAUUUGUAUACAGGAGAAACUGGGGCAAGGAGUCAGAAUUUAGAACAUUAGAUGGAUUCACUUUUUGUCUUGCACUAUCCAGGAUAUAAGGGUUUGCCUUAUACCAAGACAGACCAUUGGUUUAUUUAGCCCCAUAUUUCUGCUCUGGCUGGCUUCCAAGCCUCUCAGCAAAGGCCUUCCCAGCCUUGUUACACUGUUAAAGCUUUUUAGCCAGAUAUGCCAGAGAUGGAGUGCAGGUUCUUAUACAUUCUUCAGCUCUGAGCUAUGGUCCCUCCCUAUCUUCAGCAGGACUUCACAAAGGAAUUUUUUCUACAUGACUACUUUUUUUAACUGCUCAGGCAAGGGAGAACACUUGAGAUCAAUGAGAAGUGAAAGAUAAAUUUCCAGCCCGAGAAGGCAGAAGUAUUUCUGCACAUCAGGCUUCUCCAGACUCCAAAACAACAGUUUGGAAUCUUUGUGUGGUGCCUUCCCUCACAAUACUUGUGGUGUGGAAAUUUAUUGCAUGCUGUCACAAGCAACACAUGUUGCAUCCUGAUCUUAUAGUGUCAAUUGCAGAUGUUAAGGGAGCCAUCAUCAGUGGCACUUCCCCCAACACAAUUAUGCUAAUUCAAUAGCAAUGCUCUUAAGGUGCUUCUGUGUGUCAUACGUGCAGGAUCCCUCAAACAAUUCCAUGCUUCUGUUGACACACUAGUGUCAGGGAUAUAGAAAAGUUAACAGGAGGCACUUUGGCUGUGCUUAGACUUUGGCUAUUUACCACAAUUGCGUUGGGAAAGGAAUAUUCCCCCAGGAUUGAUCUGGCAGGGGAGCUGGUAUGUUGAUGUUUUUCCAUUUUCAGACUGGAUCAGAAUCCCUGAAAACCAUCCCUUCCAACUCUGAAGAUAUAACUGCCUAAAUGCCAUGCUGUGCUAUAUUAUAUGAGUAUGGCUGCCCUAGGUCUAAUCUAGUGUUGGGAAUUGUGCAGUGUAGAAAUGAUCAUGACUACAUUUAUCAGCUCUGCUGACUUAAACUAGUGGAGUGAUGGAUAUGGAGAACAGUAUGUAAAUAGCUUCCCAAUUCUCAGUGCAAAGAGACUGCAAACCUCUUUGCUGCAAUUUCUGCACAUUUCCACAGACCCUGUGGCAUAGAAAUAUAUUAGAGAGAUAAGUCAACUGUUUAUAUGUCCACUUGAACAUGGAUUAUAGUCUUGUCAUGCUUGUUCAGGCUUAGUGGCUGAGCCCAAAUUGCACAUUUACCUGAACUAAUGGUUUUGUUCAGGAAAAUUCAGGAAAGGUGCUAAUGAUGGUUAUUUUUUAACCCACACCUUCCUGCCAAUAUACCUCAACCAUGGCUAAGUGCAAAACAGGGUUGAUUAUUAGUGUUGACAGUACAAUUGUAAGUUUGGCUGUGGGAUAAAUUAUUUCUCCAACUUACACUUGAAUACACAACCAGGUGGAACAUACAUCCAUGACAAAUUUCUGAUGACCUUCAAGAAUAUAACUUAGUUAUAUUGAACUCACAUGUGCUAUUUACUGUUACGGGUCAUUUGCAGCUAUAUAUUAAUGCUAGAUAUAUUGAUUUAAUACACUCUGUUUUAAAAAUUGUGAUUAAGUAGCAAGUACCAAGUUGCUUUUCAUGUGUAUUGCGUGUCUGUAGGAUUAUGGUCUGUUAACCUCUCACAUCAUUCUGUAUGUUCUCGGUAUUUAAAUGUAAAAUGUUUGGGGGUUUUAUUCCUGCCAAAACUGUGGCUUGAAUUGGGCUUUGAACCAUGAUUUCCUAGCUGCUGGAGUGUAAAUUUAGAUCGUGCUUUAUAAGAAUUGCCAGAGUACUUUUGUAUUUAUUUUUGUGAAUAAAAUGUUUACUGUUGAG